Vicugna pacos (alpaca) is the source of this 1323-nucleotide messenger RNA. RefSeq names its product interleukin 20 (gene IL20). NCBI's taxonomy places the organism in Eukaryota, Metazoa, Chordata, Mammalia, Artiodactyla, Camelidae. The record is from RefSeq and is a predicted model, not a curated record.
UCGAAGGCUUCUCUUCCAGGAGGUGCAGCAGUUUUUCUUAGUAAGUUAGAUGAAUAGGCCAGACCAUUCAAAGUCAGAAAAAGCAAUUAAGUUUCACCAGGGACGCUGAGGGUGGGGAGGCAUGUCCCCAGUGACUGGAUUGGCUUCUUAAGGCAUGAGAUGGAGAAAUCAGUAAGUCACGCUCUUUCCUUUGAAUUCCUAGCUCUUGUGGUCUCCAGAUUCUGGCACAAGAUGAGAGGCUCUGGUCUUCCCCUCUGCCUUCUCUCUGCUGUGUUUUAUCUCUCCUGGACACCUUCUGCCGGUCUAAAGACACUCCAUUUGGGAAGCUGUGUGAUCACCACAAACCUUCAGGGAAUUCGAAGUGGAUUUGCGGAGAUACAGAGCAGUGUGCAAACCAAAGAUGAAAUCCUUGACAUCAGAAUCUUGAAGAAGACUCACUCUUUGCAAGACACAACGCCUGCAUAUCAGUGCUGCCUCCUCCGCCACAUACUGAGACUCUACCUGGACAGGGUGUUCAAAAACUACCAGACCCCUGACCACCAUGUCCUCCGGAAGAUCAGCAGUCUCGCCAACUCGUUUCUUGCCAUCAAGAAGGACCUCCGGCUCUGUCAUGCGCAUAUGUCAUGCCCUUGUGGAGAGGAAGCAAUGGAAAAAUACAGCCAGAUUCUGAGUCACUUCGAAGAGCUUCAGCCUCAGGCAGCGGUGGUGAAGGCUCUGGGGGAGCUGGACAUUCUCCUGCGAUGGAUAGAGGCGAUUGACUAGGAGGACAGUGAUGCUGCUGCUGAGAGGGCUCCGGGCCAAGACCCCCAGUCCUCAGGAGGCAGGGCCCCUAACCUCCAUCCCUUCGUUACAGAAUUCAGUGCUGGCCACCGUGUAUAUUAUUUAUACAUUAUUUGUUCCCUUAUUGUGGUUAUCUUUAUAUGUUCCUGCUCUUAAUCUAGACCACAGCCUUCUAAGAUUUUAGCAACAUCUUUUCUACUGUUGGGUAUAUUUAUUAGUUAAUUUUUUAUUUAUUUUUACUAUUUAACUUAUUUAUUUUUGUAUUUGAAGAGAAGACUUUUGAAAGCAAUUCAUGGAUUAUAUUUAAACCCUGACUAGAAUAGGUAUGAAAACAGGUUUUCAUAUAGUGAACAAACCCUCUAAAUCUGGGGGAGUGGUGGGGCGAGGCUAUACAUUUUUAUUAAAUUAAGGACAUGCUUCCUGACUGCCUAGGCUCUCUGAGAUAUUUAAAACUGAGCCAAUGACUCUGAAGUGUGGAUUGUGGAAGAAAUUCUGAAGUGAAAUCACAGGCUUGUUUUAAAAUUACUGACCAACCCCAAUCCA